AUAGAUACUCAUUUGGCAGAUCAGUUUGGAGUUUGAGCCAGACUAAGAUAGUGAGGCAGGCAGGGAAUCUGGUUACAGCUAUAUUACAGAUGGAAUGCUUUUGAUAAUGAACAAUCUAUGAACUUUAGAAAGCAAAUGGGGCUGGCAAUAUCAUUUUACAGGAGAGAGAGUUCUGAAAGUCCAAAUAUUACUUAGAAUUGAGCAAAAAAACAUUAAUAAAGGAAGCUGUUAGGAAACUUUGAAUUGUUGGAAUUAAUUUAUGGAAAAAUAAACCAGAAAGGAGGGUUUUUAAGGGUUGAAUGAAACUGACUUUUUUGCGAGUAAGGGCAAACAGACAGACCCGGCUGAAUGCUCGGAUUGGAAAAAUGAAAAGGAGGAAGCAAGACGAAGGACAGGUAUGUCCCCUCUGCAGCCAGCCUCUCUCAGGAUCCGAGGAGGAGAGGAGUGGGCAUGUCGAACAAUGCCUUGCAAAGAGAGAAGGGUCAUGCAUGAUGGAGGAUGACCCUGUUGACAUUGAGAACGAGAACGGUAAUCGCUUUGAGGAAUAUGAAUGGUGUGGGCAGAAGAGAAUACGUGCUACCACCCUCCUGGAAGGGGGGUUUAGAGGAUCUGGGUUUGUCAUGUGCAGUGGCAAGGAGAAUCCAGACAGUGAUGCUGACCUUGAUGUGGAUGGUGAUGACACAUUGGAAUAUGGAAAACCACAAUACACUGAAGCAGAUAUCAUUCCAUGCACUGGAGAAGAACCAGGUGAAGCCAAAGAGAGAGAGGCACUCCGAGGUGCAGUCCUAAAUGGUGGCACUCCUAGUACCCGAAUAACACCAGAAUUCUCUAAAUGGGCAAGUGAUGAAAUGCCAUCAACAAGUAACGGGGAGGGUAGUAAGCAAGAGCCUGCGCAAAAGACUUGCAAGAACAGUGACAUAGAGAAGAUUACAGAAGACUCUGCAGUGACAACAUUUGAGGCGCUAAAGGCUCGCGUUCGUGAAUUAGAAAGGCAGCUCUCCCGUGGGGACCGCUAUAAAUGUCUCAUUUGCAUGGACUCUUAUACAAUGCCCCUGACCUCCAUCCAGUGCUGGCAUGUGCACUGUGAGGAAUGCUGGCUGCGGACUCUGGGUGCCAAGAAGUUGUGCCCUCAGUGCAAUACCAUCACCUCACCAGGGGACCUCAGGCGCAUUUACUUAUGAAAAAGAUGGCUGCUGAGAUGCUUGAACUAUGGGGACAAGGGAAAAGGAGUGGCAGCAACACAGACACUUGAAGUUAAGGACUCCAAAAGUGGACUAGAGGCUAAGGGAGCUGCACGAUGCCUCUGCUUCCAAACCUGUCACUGGUGCUGCCCACUCCACAAGAAGGCCAAACCAGAAUCCUUAUUGUGAUUUGUUUUUCCUUUUUUACAAACUGCUGUUCCACGUCUGCCCCAUUUCUCCAAGAGUUGGGGUUCUGUCGUGGACAACGCGCAAGACCUUUCAGGGAAGCAUGAGAAGGUGCUGGAUCUUCCACUGCAGGAAAUGUCCGAGCCUGUAAUCUGCAGUCUCCUUCCCACCCUCUUUUUAUUUGUGGUGUUCUAGUGGAUUUUUUUAAUAAAAGAAAAAACUUAUACCUUCACAUCCACAAAGGCAGAAUGAAGCACAUGUAAUAUAGACUAUAUGUUUACAAUGUUGUGUAUAAAUGGGAUAGACUCCAACGUUACAUACUAAUGUUUUCCUUUUUAUUUUUUCCGGGGCAGGGGGUGACUUUUUUAAAAAAAAAGAAGAAGAGAAAAAAUAAGCAGAGAACAUUAAACCCAUAUUUUUCUUGGUUCUGCAGAGUUUUUGCAUUAAAGUCAUUAGUUUAAAAAAAUUAUAUAAAUAUAUAUUAUACAUAUAUAUAAUAUAAAUGGUUUAAUGUUCUGUGGUGUAUAUUUCCUCAUUCAGAUAUGAAAUUAACAAUUCGUAGUUUCGGCCAUAACUUACAUGACUUCUGGGGAAAAUAGAAAAAAACAGGUUUUCCUUCAUUUGUUACAGUUAAAUGGGCUAUUUAUAUAAAAUACUUCCUUCACUGAAACCCUUUUCCAUUUUUUCACUUGGGAAAACAAAUGUGCAAGCUUACCCCAUUGCCUGUGAGAAAAGUCAUAGCAGGUGUCAGUAGACUUUUCAGGCAAUAAACAUUCUUACGCAGCCCUCUAUGGCACAGGCACCAAAGUAUUUUUUUUUAAAAAAAACAUGUCUGAAAUCUUGUAAAGUUUUGGCAAUCAUAUGAUGUUUCAGCCAUGUUUUAAUUUUUGGGUCUAGGGGUGCCAUCUGGGAGUGUUGCAACUGCCUUAGUAACAAUGGACAUCAUUAGUGGUAAACUCUGAUAGGCACUUACACGAAGCAGAAAACAGUAGUCUUUGUCUAUUACAGAUGGAAUUGUUAGCGUAGCUGUGUUCAGGCCAAUUAGUCUUGUGAAAGCUAAAGCUAUCUUUUGUCCAAAUGUAAUUGUAUUCAUCAACCUGCAAGCUUAUAAGGAUUAAAUUUGAACAGGGCCCCAAAAUAAAUGCAGAAAAACACGCAACGUUCUAUCAUACCUGUGGCAGAAUCUUUAGCAUUCUGCUUUGACAAGUUCCCAGGUCCUGCUACUGGCAGUCUGUUCUACUCUGGAAUAUUUUUCUUAACACCUGUUUCAUCUAAUUUUCAGAUGUUCAUGUUUCAUUUUGAAAAGGAAAUAGGUAUGUGCCAGUUUUGCUUCCUUCUUUUGUCACUUCUGCUUGGACUCUGGUAAUGGUGGAAUGUAAUCUGGGUUUGUUCAAAAUCAGAUUAAUUUAGAUUCCAUUCAUUUCCUCAGAAUUCCUUACAGAAACAUUUUCUUAGCCCUUUGUUCUGCAUUUUGAAAAUAACCCUGUGAGCCACUACCUGCCUUACUUUUAAAAAAACCUUACAGUUUUUGCAUGCACCGCCAAACAUGCCAUUUUGUAGUCCAUUCAGGGAACACUUUACAAAGUUGUUAUAAAUUCUGAGAGGAAGUUAUCAGCCUGCUUGAUGCUGACAGGCAAAUAAGCCUAUAAAUCACUAUUUAAACUGGGGUUACAGCGUGAAAAUUAAUGGAACUAUGGCCCUGGGUCUACUAAAUAACUUUUUUGCUUUUUUCAUUAAUUCCAUCUUAUACUAUAUUUGUGGAUUUAAGCCUCAGAAGGACAUGAUUGCACUAAAACAUCUGGCUAGAUUAUCAUGCUUACUGGGAACACCUUUGGCAUGAUACUGAUUAGACCACAAGAUUUUUUUCCCAGUCCAGGAUUCUUUAUUCCUAUUGAGUCAAACUGAGUAUGCACUGAAUGCAAGUUGAAGACAUCUGUUGUCAGUCAGCCUCUUAUGACACAGUUUCAUCCCCAUAUACAUAACAAUUGUCUUAUGGAGAAUUAUAUUUUAUCCUUAGGUAAUUCUGAGCUCCAGAAUACCCAAAACUAUCUGAACCAGUGUGUCUCUGUCAAAAACGAUGUAACAGUUAAGCAACAUAUUGAAGGCUGAUUUGUAGCUCAUAUUAGUUGUUGGAGGUGGGUAGGAAGGGGGGGGGGCAAUUGGUUCAAGCAAAUAUUGAUCUGGCAUCCUAAAGGUGCAACAAGUUUACAAGAGCCAUAAAGCAUCUCAAAUACUAUUUGUUUGGGCGCAAGAUUCCACAACUGUAUAGCACUUAUACCUUCCUAAAUCUAUUGUAAUGGGGAUGAUACCAUGUGUCGCUCAAAAACCUGCUUGCCCAAUACAAUCAAACAGUCUUUGGUGGGACAUUAAGUGCAGGGUUACUCUUCUCCCUGAUCUGUUAGACAAUAAACUGAAAAAGUUCAUCCUUGAUGUUCCAGCAAGUUGGCACUGGGAAUAAAGAGCUUUUUCUGGUCCUGUGGACUAAUUCUAAGCCAAAUGAAUAUAUGUAAAACCACAUAUAACUAUUAGCAUUUAUUUUUAAACCUAAAUCUGACCCUACAUUUUUAUUUCUUGAGGAGUAAGGAGAGCAGUGAAACAUGUUAAGACAGAUGCAAAAAACCUAACUCGUUAAUUUCCUUCUCUGGAGAAGGUACAUUUUGCAGAACUCUAGGUGCUCCCUUCUUUCCCUCAAUGAGCUUGAAAAUAAAUGAACUGUCUUUGCCCAAAGAUUCCCAGCUGCACAAGGUGGUAUUAAAGUUGUGUCAAUGAUUGUGUGUCGAUGUAUAUUCUAUAAAAAGGUACUUGUCAUUCCCGUUUGUAAACUACAUUGACAUUAAUUAAAUGAAUAUAAAAGCU
Molecule: messenger RNA, 4223 nt
Organism: Ahaetulla prasina
Lineage: Eukaryota; Metazoa; Chordata; Lepidosauria; Squamata; Colubridae
Product: E3 ubiquitin-protein ligase RNF220
Exons: 11
Coding region: 300-1181 (293 amino acids)
Biological process (GO): protein ubiquitination
Molecular function (GO): ubiquitin protein ligase activity; metal ion binding
Source: RefSeq, a predicted model, not a curated record